Molecule: messenger RNA, 2664 nt
Organism: Suillus plorans
Lineage: Eukaryota; Fungi; Basidiomycota; Agaricomycetes; Boletales; Suillaceae
Exons: 6
Coding region: 109-2430 (773 amino acids)
Source: RefSeq, a predicted model, not a curated record
UGAUCAUCUCUCACCAGCAUAACCGAUGUGGGACCGCAAGCUCGAGCGAGCAAGGAGUAAAGUCUCCAUUUAAUUGUAGUACUACUUCGCUACCUCCAGCGCAUCUCCAUGUCAAGCCUCACCACCUCCCCACGGCCCGCAGAACGGCAAGACAUCCACAAAUCAUGCGGAACGUUGGAGACACUCGUAAACAUGCUUACUGACUACUGCGAAGCUGCAGGGGCUAUCGUCGCACUACAGAGGAAGCUCUCAAAAACCCUCAAAGAAGCUGCUGCCCUCAAAACAACCAAUGAGAUCGCAGGCAACGCCUUGAACAUUAGCGCAAGCAUAUUCGACGUUCUUUCCGAUGUCGAUGCUAAGUUUGCAAAGAUAGCUGAUACGGAAUGUCGCAGUAUCAGUUUAGAGGUGAAAAAAUGGUUCAAAAAGCUCGCGAAAGAAGAGAAAACCCAUGACGAACGUAUGGAUGAUUCAAACGCUCGUAUAAAGCAAGCUGGUCAGGCAUACGAGAAGAAGGCUAAGAAGAGCGCACGCGAUGUUGGGGAAGAACACGCUCGUUAUGUCAAUCUGCUCAGUACGCUUGGUCCUGAUAUGUCUCAGGAGAAAUAUAAUCAUGCGUUACUCGUGACGCAACAGCACACAUCGACUACGUAUAGCAUAGCAGCCUGCCUCUCGAGGGUCGCAGAUGCAGAAUGGGCGCGGUCAUGUGAAAGCAUCCGUCGAUUCUCCCCGUCUAUUGGUCCACUUGGUGAAUGGCGAGCUCUCUGCGAGGGCGCAUGGACAGGUCCCUUACCCGAUGACCUACCAGACAUAUUACCUGCGCCUGCUCGAGCUCCACUUCCAACCCGGGGUGUAACGGAAUGGGGUCAAAACAUCCCGCCUGGAAAACACGAGUACCAAACUUCGUUUCCCCUUCCUUCACAAGCCAAUCCCGCCGACCUCGAACGUCCUCACCCGCCAUUCAGCUCCAACGAGCAGAACCAGAACCAGGGCUCCAUCAACUCGAUAACGACUCUCAGCGCGUUCCCCUUCCCUCCGACACAUUUCCCCAUCCCUCUAGCUGCCAACGAAGCAGAGCUGCAGCACCAGAGAACGCAAAUGCAGAGUCUACAAGUUCCCCGACCAAAUCAACCAGCUCAACAACGUGUCCUAUUAUCGGAAUCUCCACAGCCGAUCGAGAGUACGCUUUCUGAUAAGCAUGUGCUCGUUGAUUUCAAGUUGUAUUCUGCGUCUCAGGGACAGACUACGCCAUCCUCUUUACAGCAUAGGUACUCUGAUAAUCACCUCGAAGAGAAAAUGGCGCAGGGAAUAGUUGAACCGCGGAUGUUGACUGGUAGCGAGAAGAAGGUCCCGGGACAGACGCAGUCCCGGUCCUGCGAGGAAGUGAAACUUGAUCGACUAUCCCUGAUUGCACGAGCGACUUCAAGCGAGAAAGCACUCAACAGCAAGCAACUAGAGCAUACUCCUCCUUCAGAGCGCGAGUUCGGUGCUUCAGUGGAAAGCCGCAGCGCAUUCAAAAGGGGCCGGAGUAUCGAUGCUGCGAAGAAGACGCCUGAGCGCACUAAUAGUUCUACGAGCAAUGUGAGUAUUGUUGCUGCUUUGCUCAAUCGUUACAGUCGUACGAUCGAGCCUCUGUCUCUGACGCCGAAAGAUGUACCGCGCUUGCCGAUGAGCGUUUCAGAUCUCGCUUCUAGAUAUGAGCCUAUAGAUGAGACCCCUCGACGUUCGCCAACCGAUAGACAAGUGGUCGAUGAGAACCCUCCUGCUUCCCAAGUCACCCGUGACGGCCCUCAAGGCGAAGAAGAUAUUCGAAAGCGGAGACAACGUAUCGAACAGCUCGUAGAACUAGAGCUCAAGGAGAAAGAAUGCGAGCUUCGACAGCGCGAACGAGAACUCAACCAGAAAACGCGCGAUCUCGAGCGCGAUCGAAUGCAUUUUCUUGAUGCACGGGGCGACCUUAUCAGUGCUAGUGACACGCCCAGAGUGCCUCACGCGACACCAUUCCAGCACAAACGCGGCUCACAGAGCACUUCACACCUUGUCCUUCCACUGAACUCGACUUCACCGCAGCGGAAAUCUCAAUCUCCGUCAAGCUCACAGCCGUCUUCUCCUCUACCUGCGAAAGACCACGCGCCAUUUUGCGGUUGUGAUACGUGUUCCGUCAUUAAAUACAAAACACCAGAUGUUUCACCCUCACCUCGCGACCUACGUCCUCCGGAGCCUCCUAUUAUUUCAUGCCCUGAGAAGCCCAGGGGCUGGAUACGGAGACUGAGCAUGCCUGCUGUCGGUGCAGCACUCUCGUUGGAUGCGAAGAACGCAAGUGCUACGAGUCUGAAGUCUGGCUUGUCGUCUGCGGUUGAUAAUGGGAGACGGAGGAAGCGUAGUUUUGAUCAGGGGAUCAGUAACCGGAGCGUUGGGAUGGUACGGAGGUAGUGUGAUCAAUGUGCUUAGAUUAUUUCUUUUUUUGCUUCUAGAUACAGGUUUUGUCUUACUCUGCGGUUGAUGGAUCCUCUGUCGCAGCUUACUUACGACCCAUGCAUACAUGAUCUUAUUAAUACUAGUACUGUGAACUGAUCCCCAUUAUUAAAUAAUUAAAUAUUUCUGAAGUUCCUAUUACUUAAUAUUGGCCUUCAAGCUUACCUUAUACGUAGUCAAAUCGUUUACUGU